Messenger RNA from Cydia fagiglandana, 4771 nucleotides. RefSeq names its product sodium/hydrogen exchanger 10-like. The coding region runs from base 1 to 3780 and encodes 1259 amino acids. NCBI's taxonomy places the organism in Eukaryota, Metazoa, Arthropoda, Insecta, Lepidoptera, Tortricidae. Gene Ontology annotation, biological process: proton transmembrane transport; sodium ion import across plasma membrane; potassium ion transmembrane transport. Gene Ontology annotation, cellular component: plasma membrane. The record is from RefSeq and is a predicted model, not a curated record. Gene Ontology annotation, molecular function: potassium:proton antiporter activity; sodium:proton antiporter activity; monoatomic ion channel activity. The transcript is spliced from 21 exons.
AUGGCUCUAACACUACUUUUUAUAAUUCUAAUACAGUUAUGUGACGCGCAAAAUGUAACCCAAAAUGUAACAGUAGCCGAACUACCCCCGGCCUACCCCAUCGCUACAUCCUACCUAUUCAUCUUCGCGAUUUUGCUAUUCGGCGUAGUAAUAAGAGCGCUCAUGUUAUGGACCAGUAUGUGUUUACCUUAUAGGGUCGUCAUGUUUGCUAUUGGCGCUUCACUCGGCUAUUUAGCACAUCGAUAUCCCGAGUUUAAACCUAUAGUAUCCAUCUGUUUCAUAGACGUUGACUAUAUACUAUUAACUUUCCUACCCAUUAUACUUUUUAAUAUAUCGUAUUCUGUUGACGCGCAUUCGUUUUGGAAAAGCUUUCCGCAGAUAUUUCUAGUGUCUGUUCCGGGUGUGUUGUUAACGAGCACAAUGGCUGCUUUCAUGGCCUUUUUUGUUAUUGAAGUGAAUUGGUCUUUUGGUACGGCCAUGCUUUUUGGAGUUAUAUGUUCUCCUAUAUAUCCUAUGGAGGUUGUGAAGCUCUUGAAAGAGGCGUCUAGAUGCAAAUUCAUAAGCGUUUUGCUACUUGGGGAAGGGGUUAUAGGCGAUGCUACAGUAAUGAUAUUAUACACAGUUAUAUUUGGGUAUCUAGCUCAAACUGUGAGUAGUCCAGCUCAAAUUUCGCUCAUGUUACUCCGUUUCGCUGGGGGCGGUAUUUUACUAGGCAUUGUGAUGGGAAAUGUCGUCGGUACUCUAGUAUCUUUGACGUAUUACGACUUGCUCUGCGCUGUCACAGUUACGUGCGCUGGCGCGUAUUUAACUUACUAUCUUGGUGAGAAGUUUCUAUACGUCUCUGGGUUACUGGGUACAGUUAUAGCUGGGGUGCUUAUAAGCAAUCGCAAGUCGACUAUAGCGGGCGAUGUCGAGCAGAUUGUGACGAAUUUCUGGAUUAUCAUGUCGCACGCAGCGAACACAUUAAUUUUCACAAUGAUUGGUGUCGUUAUAUUUGAAGCGAUGGCCGCCUCUUUGACUUUACGUGAGAUAUCUCUAGUCUUUGUGACGUACACGACCGUGUAUGUGUCUAGGAUGUUGGCGUACGCGAUUAUGACCCCUGUUUUGAGGUGUUUAGGGUUUGGGAUGACGUGGCAGCAGAGCCUGGCGUGUGUGUGGGGCGGGCUGAGGGGCCCGCUAUCGCUGUGCCUCGCCCUGCUUAUCAGAGAGACGCCUGAGGUCUCUGAAGUUGGAGAUGUAAUGAUCAUCCAAACCACGGGCCUGGUGAUCCUAUCCCUGAUAAUCAACGCCACCACCAUGCAAAAGGUGCUGAAAGUCCUGGGCCUCUCCCAGAUAUCUCUGGCCAAGAAGGCCAACAUGACGAACUGCGUCAAACGGAUCAUGAUGACGCGGGACCGAUGCAUUUCGAUGCUGAAAAUGGAUAAGUUUUUAGCUGAUGCUAACUGGGAUUUGGUGCAAGAAAGCACGACAAUAAAGCACCCAUACCAGACCCAGAUUGUCUCUGGUCGCGAAGAGGAGAGUGACGACGACACGUACAUGGGCUAUCGGUACACCACGUGCCCGGACUGCGAGAGGGAGAUACCUAAUGAGCCUACGAAGAAAGAAUUCGCUGAGAUGAUGAGAGAAGCUAACCAGCGGGUGCUAAAGUCUCUAAAGAUCUCGUUCUGGCGUCAAUACGAAUACGGGAAGAUCAGCAAAGACAGCGUAAGGAUAUUGGUGCAGGCCGUGGAAGUGGCGGCGGAUUCUGAUGACGGCUGGAUCAAUCUGGACCAGCUCGGGACGCUGUGGAAACCGAAGGCUCACGCAGUGUGGCUCCGUCGCCGCUUAGUCCACAUGAUCACGCCGGAAGUCGCCAACGCGCGCAUCCCGCGCGCGCCGUGGCGCCAGCGCUGCUAUCGCUUCGUCACCAACAUCCGAUUCGACAUAUUCAUAUACGUCAUGAUUCUCUGCAACACGCCCGUCAUACUGAGCGAGGUGGCCUUGACGGAGCCGCGUGCUGAAGUCGCCAACACGAUCAAGGGGCUUAAUGUGUUUUUCUUUGCAGUCUACUUUUUCGAAAUGGUGAUAAAGAUGUGCGCGUUCGGAGUGCGAGGCUACUUCUCCUCGCACUGGAACAAGCUGGACUUCUUCAUCGUUGUCAUGGCAACGGGGGAUUUCAUCCUGGACAUGCUGGACACCUGUAUAAAGGACUUUAACAAGUACACCUCCAAGUCCAGUAUCCUGACCGCGACUAAGUUGCUGCGCAUGCUGCGAUUCCUGCGGCUAUGCAAGUUAGCCAGAGUGACUGUUCCGAAAAUCAUGGGAUACAUGGAUCGUAUGAUCGACAAACAGCUGGCGUUCGGUUACGACGUUGGAAAGGGUUUCGUGACAGCAGAGCAAGAGGUGUGUAACCUGCUGCCACAGUUGGUAGACAACAGGACAAUACAAGAAGCGCUUACCGCCAGGCUAGAGGAAGAUAGGUUGAAAGUGACCCGGCAACUGGGGUUGCUGCAGCGCGACCGGCCCUGGACGGCCAUCACCGUGAAGACCCGACAGGCCACGACCUCCACUCUCAACAACAUGCUGAUCGACGCUGCGCUGUUGAAGGAAGAAGGGUUUCUGGAUGAAGUGGAAUACCGUUUGCUAGUGAUGGCUAUCCAAGAAAAGGUGCAAUAUGUCCGCCACAAAGCCAGUCUGGUCGCCCCAUCAUCCCCAGAGACCCAGUUGCGAGCCAUUUCCUGGCUACAGGGGAACGAGAGAGUUGCCGACUAUUUUAUAGAGAACUCGGAAAUAAUCAACUACAAUAUUAAUGAGAUUCUUAUUUCUAGAGGCGACGAGCCGAAAGGCCUCUACAUCCUGGUCUCCGGCCUCCUGGAGGCCUCCUACAUACCCCCGGACGAUGACAUCGACGAGGCCAUACCGAACUACGAGUUCCUGACUGAUUUAAAGUUUGGGGAGCCGAGCAAAGACUAUAUAGUAUCUGGGAAUGCUGUUGGAGUACUUGGGGUUCUGACCAACCGGCCAUAUAGCUACACGGUUCGCUGUGACUCCGCCGUGCAAGCGUACUACAUAACUCUGUCCGUCGUCAAGGAGGCCUUCAAUCUCGCACCCCAUCCUAUUAUGGGUUUAGAAGCAGCGAUGUGGCGUGAGAUCGGCAUCAAACUCUCCAUGAUGGUGCUGCCAACGGUCCCCGCGUACCACAACUGGUCUGUAGAGAAGAUCAGCAUGCGGCUAGAGCACGCCUUCGUACCCUGCCUCAAGGUCAUCAAAGUAAGUAUACUAUUAACUAUACUCCAUUUUACCUACUCUAGUUUAGAAGCAGCGAUGUGGCGUGAGAUCGGCAUCAAACUCUCCAUGAUGGUGCUGCCAACGGUCCCCGCGUACCACAACUGGUCCGUAGAGAAGAUCAGCAUGCGGCUAGAGCACGCCUUCGUACCCUGCCUCAAGGUCAUCAAAAUAUCAAACGCAUCAUCCCGUUGCCUGUACCACAAGUCCGUCAGAAAGCUGUCAAACAACGACAGCCGGCAGAAGAUCGGCGCGAGGCGCAAGCGCAAGCGCGGCGGCGGCGUGCGGCGCGUCAACAUCAGAGAGUCCGUGUGGAGCCGGCCGUACGCGUCUACUCAUAAUACAAGUGAAAAGGAACUUAAAGAAAUCAGUUCUAAAUACUUCAGGCCCGGCGUAGAUAGUGGUCCGUCUGAUAAACGCGAGCUGUCUCGAGUCAAAAUGUACGAUCCGCUGGAAAAAGCUCGUGAACGGGAAGACAGCGAAGUGGAGCUAGAAGUGAAGAGCACAGAUAUUUAACACAAUCAGACGUAAAAAGUCGAUAAAGGAUGUCAGGUUUCGUCGGAUCGGUGAUGCGACUUUGUAGCCAAGAUAGCUGAAGAAUUCCUAAUAAAUAGGCGUACGUUCUACCACUUCUAAAACUUACCAAACGUUUGUUUUGUCUCUUUCUAACAAACACGAGUGUCAAAAUGAUAGAUUGGGUCAAACGAUUGUCAACGGCUUGUUAAGAGUUGACACACGUCCGACUCAGAUAGAUAGUGAAAAGAUAUUAUGGUUAACUACAAAGUGGUUGAAGGAAUAGUUCAGCAAUGCGCGACUGUUUUAUGCCCAGUAAGUAAAAUUCCAUGUUUGAACUAGAAUUAGUCUUAACGUUACUUUCUAAUAGAAAACCAUCGCGCAAUGAUGUGAUAGGGCUGACUUUGAUAGGACGAUUACCCCACAACCGAGUGCCAUAGUAGGCAAGACGAGGUGACAUGAGCGUAAUACUAUCUAGCGCGCUGCGCGCUCGCCUUUUUGUGUCAUCCCUCGCCCUAUUGCUCAGCGUUGUUUGAGUAUAAUUUGACAAAUGUCAACUGUCAAAUAACAAGCACAUAUCCAUUAGGGAGUCAUAUAACGACGCUCAGCACAGAUCAAGUAGUAUGAUUUUUUUCUUCUAAGUGUAUAAAAAAUGUCGGAUAUAGAAACUUUGAUUUCUGGCCAUGUUCCAUUUUAUCCUGUAUUAAAUAUCGGUGUUUUAUCCUGUUUUAUACGCCACACCAAUUUUGUAAAUCUUGUAUUAAAAAUAGUUAAGUUUUGAUCACGUGAUAAGUCACUUUGUGCGGAAGUUUAUUCCAAUUUGAACUUUAAAUUAGAAUGCUAAAGUUGAAAUUCUAUUGACACAGCGCACAUACGUGGUCGAGAAAUCGUAACAAAUGAGCUGUUUUUAACUACUUUUUAUAGGAGUAUUUUGUAUAAGUACAUUUAUUGUAACUGUUUAUUGAUCUCAAAUCUUAAUGAUAUUAAAUUAUUU